Messenger RNA from Homalodisca vitripennis (glassy-winged sharpshooter), 3424 nucleotides. RefSeq names its product jerky protein homolog-like. The transcript has 2 exons. Gene Ontology annotation, molecular function: DNA binding. Lineage: Eukaryota; Metazoa; Arthropoda; Insecta; Hemiptera; Cicadellidae. Gene Ontology annotation, cellular component: nucleus. The record is from RefSeq and is a predicted model, not a curated record. Bases 1229 to 2275 code for a protein of 348 amino acids.
UAUUGUGUAAAUUCAUGGAUUUUGUUAAUAUUAAAGAAAACAACACAAUAAUAGUAAUUAGACAACUGUAGUUGUAAAUCAUGAACUGCAAAAAGCUUUGUUCUUGAGAAUGCUAUUAAGAUGUGUGGCAUCAUAUUUGAAGAAUUUGCUAUACAUUGAGAAAGUUAUAUUUUCUUUAUCUAAUUUGAAUAAAUUAACACUAGAACUAGUAAUCAAUUUUUCCUGUGCAGAUCUAAUUUGCAAAGGUUUUUAAAACUGAUGUGUAUAUUUACAAGCGCUUAUGUGAUUUAACCUUGAUUUUGGGUACUAUCUCAAGGGAUGUUUUUCACCAUUGAAGCCUGCACUGAUGGGCAGAAGCAUUUCCGAUCAGUACUUUCCCGAUUUUAGAUCACGUCCUAAAUCUUACAACGUGAUCUGACAUCGGAGAAGUUUGACGAUCUGAGGUCAGGAAAAUACCGAUCAGAUAUGCCCCUGGCCAUCAGUGCGGGCUACGGUGGUGCAUUUGGCACUUUUAGCAAAAUAAGAAAAAGAUCUCUCGAGAUAGAACCCAAAUUCGAGCUCUGUAUCAGAUUAUGUGAGCGAUUGUUACGAUUAUCUUUAACAUUUUAUAAAUAUAAUACGUAUAUAGCCUAUAACAAAUAGUAGAUAAGGACUUCGUAGUAUCCAAUAAUUGUCUUGUAUACUCAAAUUUGAAUUAACCCGUUUAUAAUUUUUUUUGUUAGAGGGAAAGACACAGGAGUCCCCACACGUAGUCCUAACAGGACUUUUGCGCCUCCCUUACUUAGGUUUCAAGGCACUCAAAAUCUAAAGCUUUUUCCAAAGCCUAUUAGAUUUCAGGGCUUUAGAUCUCUAAUUUCCUAGAAAUUGAGAAAAUAGGCCCCUAGGAAUUUUCUCCUGAUCUUGCAUAUGGCAGGACAAUUAAACCAUAUGUGCUCUGCAGGCUUUCUGCUUCGCCGCAGAAUUAUAAAUUUGUUAGUUUAUCAGUCUAUAUUAGGGGAGACCUGUGUACCUAGGGCCACAAUGUACCUAGGGCCACCCCUUUUUCCCCCCAAACUGUAGGGGGAAUUUUUAUUCUGGUGAGUUUAGUGUGUUGGCUAAACUGCUUGCAGCUCCUAUUCCUGUGUUGGAGACAAACUAAUGAGCAUUGCCAGAGGAUAUCCAGUUGAGCUAGUUUUCACUUGCAAAAGUAAUUUUUUCUACUUACCAGCUUGGAUUUUUCACUCUGAAGAUGCCCAGAAAUAAAGAGGGUAAGAAGAGAUCGCAACCAAACUCUGAAAAUGUGAUGGCUGCAGCAAAUAUGGUUCUAGAGGAUGGCGUAUCGGUGCGAAAAGCGGCAAAAGAAUCUGGAGUGAAGAGAACAACACUGCAGCGCUAUUUGGCCUACCAAACUGGUAAAACAGAUCCAACUACUUAUUUUAAUAGAUGCGCUGUGUGGACAGUGUUUACUAGAGAGGAGGAGGUUGAAUUAGUUCAGUACUUGCUACAGUGUAGCAAAAUGCAUUACGGAUUGUCUAGAACAGAAGUAAAAAAACUUGCCUUUGAUUAUGCCAAAUUAAAUGGAAAAACUUACCCUCCUACUUGGAAUAGAGAUUCUAAAGCAGGCGAUCAAUGGUACUUAGACUUCAUGAAGAGACAUGAGGCUGUAAUAAGUCUUCGCAAGCCUCAGGCUACUAGCUUGGCUCGGGCUACUUCGUUUAAUAGAGCCAAUGUAAAUACAUUCUUUGAUAAAUAUUCAGAAGUCAUUGAAAAACACAACUUUCCUCCAGAAAGGUUAUAUAAUGUAGACGAAAGUGGUAUAACUACAGUACAUAAUCCGGUCAAAGUAGUAGCAGGCAAAGGGGUAAAACAGGUAGGAUCAGUCACUUCUGGGGAGCGAGGCCUGAACACCACAAUUAUAUGUGCAGUAAAUGCCAUUGGAAACGCUGUUCCUCCCAUGAUGAUCUUCCCUAGGGUACACUAUAAAGAUCAUAUGAUCAAGGGAGCUCCUCCUGGAACAAUGGGAGCAGCUCACAUGACAGGUUGGUCAACUUCAGAAAAGUUCCUUGAGUAUUUGAAUCAUUUUAUUUAUCAUGUAAAACCCUCACCAGAAGAAAAAGUCCUUCUACUCCUUGACAACCAUGAAACACACGUCACAAUUGAAGCAAUUGAUGUCUGUAAAUCUAAUGGCAUAGUGCUAUUGACAUUUCCGCUUCACACUAGCCAUAAGCUACAGCCCCUUGACAGGGGGGUGUAUGGGCCAUUGAAAAAAUACUACAAUACCGUGUGCACAGAGUAGCUAAACAUGCACCAUGGCACUCCAAUUUCUAUCUAUGAUUUGGCUGAGAUAUUUGGGAAAUCAUACCCUAAGGCGUUCACGCAUACAAACAUACAAGCAGGGUUCAGAGUUUCCGGCAUCUGGCCUAUAAACCGAAAUAUAUUCACGGAUGACGAGUUUUUAAGCUCAAGUGUUUCAGAUAGGCCUUUGCCAGUGCAAGCACAACUUGAAGUUGAUGACCCAGGCCUAAUGGGACCAACGACUAGGCCUACUCUUGACACAACCAGCUCAGACUUGCUUGAAAACCGACCAUCAACAUCUGGCACCAAUAUUUCAAAUGAAGCUCAGCCUACAAAAAGCGUAAAGCUUACCUCAGAACAGGUGCGGCCUUACCCUAAAGCACCACCAAGGAAGAUGACUGGCAAGCGAGGAGGGCGUAAGCCUGGGAGGUGCCGGAUUUUAACCGACACUCCAGAAAAACUUGAAAUAAUGGCUAUCAAACAAGAAAAAGUCUCAAAGAAGGCUGGAAAGCUUGCUAGUAAAGAAAAGACAAAUGAAAAAAUUAACAGCCUUAAAGUUCGAUCGAAGCCAAUUGUCCUAACUUGCAAGAAUCAAAACCAAGGUCGCAAAUUUCUCACUUUUGACAAUUCCUCUACAUCUGAUGAAGACAUCCCAGAAGAAGAUUCCGAUUCAGUUGAUGACAUCUGUGACUGGCCACCGCAACCAAUGGAGAGUGAUGACGGCAUCGACAAACCAGUACAAGCAGGAGAUUUCUGUUUAACGCUAUUAAGUGGCAAGAAAUCAACUCGAAACUUCGUAGUUGAAGUGCUUGACGUGGAUGAACUAGCCAAUGUGUAUUCAGUGAAAUACUUAAAAAAAGCUGACUCCACCAGAAACAACUUUGUGUAUGACAAAGAUGACAUAUUUGAACUUUCCGGUUGUGAAAUUAUCUCCAAAUUACCCAAACCCAUUUCAAACUCGUCACGAGGUAGGAUCCAACUACCAUUUGGUGUUGAUUUUUCUGCGUACAAAGUUGAUUAAAAACCAAUGUAAUUCUAAAAUACUGUUUUUUACCUAACCAUUUAAGUAAAGGUAUAAUACCAGAUAAUGCUUGUUUAUUUACUUUGAACCCAGUUUCUAUGAAAUCACAAUUUAUUGAUUAUGGUAAUU